Exophiala dermatitidis NIH/UT8656 is the source of this 1362-nucleotide messenger RNA. Its product is annotated as cytochrome P450 alkane hydroxylase. Lineage: Eukaryota; Fungi; Ascomycota; Eurotiomycetes; Chaetothyriales; Herpotrichiellaceae. The record is from RefSeq and is a predicted model, not a curated record. The coding region runs from base 1 to 1362 and encodes 453 amino acids. Gene Ontology annotation, molecular function: monooxygenase activity; iron ion binding; oxidoreductase activity, acting on paired donors, with incorporation or reduction of molecular oxygen. The transcript has 2 exons.
AUGCUGAAAAACCAGGCCGUAGAAUUCUGGGAAUGGAUGUAUCAGGACACUGGAACCGGUGAUAGUGGAACACGCUCGUAUACGGCCGAGCUUCAUAUCAUGGCCGACAGUCGCGUUGUGUUCACAUCGGAUCCCGAGAAUAUCAAAGCGAUACUGGCGACACAAUUCCACGAUUUCGGCAAAGGGGAGGCAUUUCACGAAGAGUGGAAACCGUUUCUGGGUGACGGCAUUUUCACCACGGAUGGGCAACAGUGGCAUGAUUCGCGGCAACUCAUCAGACCGAUGUUUGUGCGAGAGAGAGUCGCUGAUUUGCCGCUGAUUGAGAAACAUGUGCGCAAACUGAUUUCGUUGAUGGGGGCCGGCGAUGGCCAAAUGGUCAUGAUGAAUAAGUUGCUGUCUCGGUUCAGUCUUGAUGCGUCGACGGAUUUCUUGUUCGGCCACAGUGUUGGGAGUCUGGAUAAGGAGCAGUCGGAGUUUGCGAUGGCGUUUGAUGAGGUGCAGAGGCUUCAAACUUUGCAAGAGCGAUUAGGACCCCUCAAACUCUUUUAUCCCAUGCACUCGUACCGAGCAGGAAUCAAGACCAUGGAGCGAUUCAUCGAACCAUUCAUCACAGAGGCAUUGUCAAUGACCGAGUCCAAAUUGUCCGGCUCCGACACUUUUAUUCAUGCGCUCGCCCGGUAUACCCGGGAUCGCAAGGUUGUGCGUGACCAACUGGUGGCACUACUUCUUGCUGGACGAGAUACGACAGCCUCGACAUUGUCUUGGCUGUUUCUGGAGCUGGCAAAGAACCCACAAGUGGUCGAAACGCUUCGCGCAGAGAUAUUUGAGUAUCUAGGCAAAGACGGCCGGCCACCGACUUACCAGGAGAUCAAGGAUAUGAAAUAUUUGACUUACACGAUCAACGAGACCCUGAGGUUGUACCCCGUGGUGCCGUUCAACGUCCGCUCUGCCCUCACCGAUACAAUUCUCCCGCACGGUGCUGGACCUGACGGCAUGAGUCCAGUGGGCUGUCCCCGCGGCACAGUCGUCGGUUAUAGCACCAUUGGAAUGCAACGCCGAAGAGACUUGUAUCCGCCUAUAUCAGAGUCCUUCCCAUACGACCCGGCCGACUGGGUGCCUGAUCGAUGGGCAACGUGGACUCCCAAGCCCUGGCAUUUCAUCCCUUUCAAUGGCGGUCCGAGGAUCUGUAUUGGACAACAGUUCGCAAUGGUCGAGAUGGCAUAUACUGUUGUCAGGAUUCUGCAGGAGUUUGACCAUAUUGUCGAUUAUGGAAGUCCACGUAUUUUGCAUGCUGAAAUUGUUUUGACGCCCGCUGAAGGCGUCAAGGUUGGGUUUGUCAAGCGGGACAAACGACAACAAUGA